AUGCCACAGGACACAUCCGCCCCGGGUGACCUGGUGCACAACUUGGUGGCCAACACGGCCUACCUGAGAGCUCAGCAGAUUGAUCGGAACGAGCUGAGAAAACAGAGACUCUCCCUGACGCUGCCCAGAGCAAAGAAGUCCUCGGCUCUCCGGGCAGCAGUGGGGAAGAAGUACGAGUCGCUUUGUGAGCAGCAGCCUAUUGGGAAGAAGUUGUUCCAGACGUUCCUCCGUGGUUCAAGCCCGCAGUACGUGGCCGCUGCUGAGUUCCUGGAGGAGCUGAGUGCCUUGAGAUUUGCUGACAAUGAAAUAAGACAAAAGGCCAAACAGAGCAUCCUCGCUAAGUUCUUUAGACCUGAGUCCAAGUUCUUCCUCUCCUACCUUACAGGAGAGAAUGCUAAAAUGUGCAAGGAUUUAACAGAGAAGAACUUUGAUGAUGAGGUGAUGGAGCAGAUGAGAGACGCCACAAGGGACUUUCUAAAAGGAAAACCUUUCUUGGAGUACCAGAAGAGUCCUUUCUUCUCCAGGUUUCUGCAGUGGAAGGAGUACGAGAAGCAGAACAUCACUGACAAGUACUUUUAUGAGUUCAGGACGUUGGGAAGAGGAGGCUUCGGUGAGGUGUGUGCGGUGCAAGUGAAGCACACAGGCCAGAUGUAUGCCUGCAAAAAGCUAGAUAAGAGGCGUUUGAAGAAGAAAAGUGGCGAGAGACUGGCCCUCGUGGAGAAACAGAUCCUGGAAAAGGUCAGCAGCCUCUUCAUUGUGAACCUGGCUUACGCUUACGCCAGCAAAACCCACCUGUGCCUGGUCAUGGACCUGAUGACGGGAGGAGACCUCAAGUUUCACAUCUACGAGUUGGGGGUGAGGGGUAUCUGCUUGGAGCGUGUAGUUUACUACACGGCCCAGAUCACCACCGGCAUCCUCCACCUGCACUCUAUGGACAUUGUGUACCGAGAUAUGAAGCCCGAGAAUGUGCUGCUGGACGGUAAAGGGCAAUGCCGGCUGUCCGACCUUGGGUUGGCCGUGGAGCUGCCAAGGGGCAAGAUGAUCUGCCAGAAGGCUGGUACGACCGGCUACAUGGCCCCUGAGGUCCUGAAGCAGGAGUACUACCGCACAUCUGUGGACUGGUGGGCUCUGGGCUGCAGCAUUUACGAGAUGAUUGCGGCCCGUUUGCCUUUUAAAGACUUCAGGGAAAAGGUGCAGAAUGAGGAGGUGACUCGACGCACUCUGGAGGACGAGUGCAAGUACGACAUUAAGCGAUUUGAUGUUCCCACCAAAGACAUCAUCAGCCGCUUUCUCAAGAAGAGGGUUCAGCAUCGCCUUGGUUGCCGCAGCAACGAUGACCCACGAAGCCACGUGUUUUUCAAGUCUAUCAACUUCCACCGUCUGGAGGCCGGCCUGGUGGAUCCCCCCUGGGUGCCAAAGCCCAACGUGGUCUACGCCAAAGACACCGACGACUUCAGGGACACGUCCGAACUCAAGGACAUCCAGCUCGACGCCAAGGAUGAGAAAUUCUUCCGAGAGUUCAGCACAGGUGCUGUGUCCAUCCGGUGGCAGAAGGAGAUCAUCGAGAGCGGAGUGUUUGACGAACUGAACGACGCCGAGCUGAACGCAGAGAACUGUGAGAACACGUGGAAAUCCAAGAUGUGCAUCGUGUUAUAGAGACGGAGAUAGCGAGUACUUGAAAAUGCACAAAAGUCCUU
Messenger RNA from Stegastes partitus (bicolor damselfish), 1697 nucleotides. Its product is annotated as G protein-coupled receptor kinase 7B-like. The record is from RefSeq and is a predicted model, not a curated record. NCBI's taxonomy places the organism in Eukaryota, Metazoa, Chordata, Actinopteri, Pomacentridae. Gene Ontology annotation, cellular component: cytoplasm. Gene Ontology annotation, molecular function: ATP binding; rhodopsin kinase activity. The transcript has 4 exons. Gene Ontology annotation, biological process: protein phosphorylation; signal transduction; regulation of signal transduction. Bases 1 to 1656 code for a protein of 551 amino acids.